GUUUAAAAAAUACCUGAAAAAAAGCUUACUUUUUUUCAGGUAUUUUUUAAACGUUAAUGUGAUGGCUCUAAGUGCGCGGUUCGAAAAUUUAAUUCCUAUUUUUAAGCAAGAAACUUUGAAAAGUUAAGAUGUAUACAAUUUUUGAUUUGCAUUUACCUUAGGCAGGAACUUAAUAGGCUAACGAGUCCGAAAAGAGGUCCUGUGCUUUCAGCGAAUUAUAGGAUUAUUCAUUUAUUAUUAUUUAUUUGAACUGUUUGAAUUAUAAUACUGUUUACUUUUACAUAAAACCCCACAAAACUAUUUGAUGUUUCAAAAAAAUAAUCGAACUCAACCAGUUUAAGGAGCAAAUUGGAAAAAAAGCCUAGAAGAGAAAUACGUUUGUUCGAUUACGAAGGACACGUCGUAUUCUUUUUUUCCUAAACUGUUGUUAUAAUGCUGAAAUGACUGAUGGAUCGAAGGUAAUUAAACGCGUAAAUCUUGAUUAGUUGAAAUAAAUCACGUUUAAUAAAAUCCUUUAGGUGCGCCCUUAUAGAAUAAUUAUAUUUUAAUAUCUCAUACCGACUUCAGUAUCGAAGCAAUUUCACGUUUAAUGAUCAAAUCUAGUCUUAGUAUUUCCCGGCAAGUUAAUAGCUUAUAUCCUGUAUUCAUAACUAUAUCUCGUUUUAACUAGAUUCUGCUGGCUUUACUGAUAUAUACCAGUUCCCAGAAUUAGUAGACUUGAGAGUAUUAUGGCUUGCUUUUAGUGAUAAUAUAAAAACUGAAACUACAUUGAUACUUUACCAAGAGACUAGGAUCGCUGUGAAUUGGAAAAAAUCUAAUCAACCCCUAAUUUAAAUACAUCAAAACUUUUUAAUGGGUUAAGUGAAUCGAAUUAAAAGACAAUGUCUUAAGAUGGUAUUGCCAUUAUUACCAAUUCAUUAGAAGUAAGUCCUGGACAUAAAAAUCGCAUAUAAAAUGUCGGUCGACUAGUAGAUAAGGCCAGAGGGCCUAUAAAAGUAUCAACAUCUCUUAAAGCAAUAUUUCAGCAGUAAGAGAAAGACGGCACUACGCCGCGUAGAACGACGUCUCGCUCUAACACAAUCAUUGUUCCACAACGGUCCUUCUUUGUAAAAGUGGUGGCAGGGCCCCAGUUUAUCUAGCUCGAUGUCGCGUCGACUGGUUUAGAACCGGACCACGUUGCGUUAAAGCAAGGUUCACUAGAUGUCAUAGAUACACAUAGAUAAACUAAUUUCAACCUUAAGACAAGGCAAUAAAAGCCAUCUGUUGAUCAGUAGUUUAUCAUCUAUCACCUGCUUCUAUUAUGUUCGCUAGUUCUAACCUUUUUCUUUGAGAACUAAUACUGUCUUAAUCCUCAUUCACAAGGAUAGUAACGUGGCGAUGGGAAUCGAUAUAUUUUUGCUCCGCUUAAAGGAGUACAUACUUAAACCUUUACUAAUUUGACUCGAAUAUUAAAUCACUGUCUAAUUAUUUAAUGUUAAUCACCUGCCAGAGGUAAAUGCGAAACGAUAUUGUUGUCGGGCUGACGCGAUAAAUACCCGUUAUUGAGUAAACAAUUAUUAAUAAUGUAUUGUUAAUCCCAGUCCGCUUGCUACUUUCUUUCAUUGAACAAACACUCAAACAAGUCAAUUGUCAACGGUAGCAUUCGGUAGUCAAAUAUAAAUUGAUGAAUAGUAGAGUAUUUAGGACAGUCGUAUGUUAAACAAGUUUGGUAACUUACUGUACACACUCUCCUAUAUUAUGUUAGUAUACACACUAUUUUGAUAUUAGAUUGUUAUGUGUAGAAUGAUUAUUGUGUUAUAGCAAAAGGCAAGGAAAUUAGGUACAGUAGGUCAGAACUGCUUUUCAUAACAUUAUUUACUAUGUGCUAGUAUUAACAUUAUGCUGUAAAUAGAUUUGGUAUUUAGUUCUGUAACGGUAUGUAGCACUUGUUCUUAAGAGUUAGUUCGAACGGAUCCGCCUUCAUCUGAUCCUCCUGAAGGAUCAGUAUUAUUUAAUAUUACUUUUUAUUCCUAACCGAUCCCCCUUGAAGCAGGAUCAGAAUUAAAUAUUAAAAAUCGAUUCCUAACGGAUCCACCUACCAAUUACAAGUCAGAAACAAAAUGUAACUAUAUCUAAGUUUUUAUUUGUUGGUAGAUCACUAAAUUAAUUAUAAGUAGGUACCUAUAUUAAGGUACCUGUGAAAUAUAACAAUAUUGGCAAUUAAGGCUCUACCACUUAUAUUGCUAACUUAUUUUAAAUAAAUUGAUGAAAUAGUGACAUUACUGGAUAUGACCUUGAAACCUUGGUAACAUUUUUUUACCUGCGAAAUGUGGUGGCGCGGCACAACCAAUCAGCGACGAGUGUCCGAGGGCAUUUCUAGCAGUUAUUCAUAAUUAUAGUUGUGACAAUGCCACACAGCUCGUUAUCGAUAAAAGGAUGCCGCUCGGAUGCAUUAUUUCCUUAACGUUUCUCUUAAUUACCUGUUAUUGACUACCGACAAAUCCCUUAUUUAUUGUUGUCACACAACACUAGAAGUGCAAGCGAGAGUUCGGAUAUAUCUAUAAGUGGGAGCGAGAGAUCAGAUAAAAAUGGCUUAUGACUCGGUUCACAUGUUUGUAAUUUAGCUCAAUCAUAGUACUCCGAUUUACCCUGAGUGAGGGGUUAUCUCUGUGUAUAAUUGUGUAUUAGUGUCUUCACUUUGCUUUUUUGUAAAACAAUCGCCGAGAAAUAUAAUUUUAUAUAAAGUGUGUUAACUAGAUAAGUAGGUAAGUACUUUUUUACUAUCCUUGUAUGUGUAGAGGUGCAUGAAUGUCCUUCUUUUAUUUUUUCUUUAUUUAGUAUUCAUUAACAUGAAAUAAGUAACAAUUGCUUAUAUUAUAGUAAUUAGGCGGCCGUAUGGUGCCUAAUUACUAUAAUGUAAAUAGAAUUUCACAUAAGCGACCACUUCAUCUCCUAUUGCAAAAUAACUUUUCUCGAUACUGUAUAAUAAGCUUAAAAAAAAAAGAGAAAUUUUAGUUAUUUUUGAUAAGUUAGAUGUUAGCGUAGCAGACUUUUAAGAUAUAAGACUAUUGCACAGGAUGAAUUAAAUUACUAUAACUUUAUUGCUUUUAGAAUGUCACAAGAUAAUAGUCAGCCGUCGACUUCUGCCAACAACUCUGGAGAGUUAACAUUUAUAAAAAGGAAUGGUGGCAUAGUUUUGUUGAGAGCCGGUCACCAAUACUCCAAGAAGACAGAUUAUAAAAGUGGAUGUUCAACGUGGAGAUGCAUUAAUUGGCGCAAAAAAUGCCAAGGAUAUAUAAAUAUUAAGGAAAACAAGAUCAUAAAAGAAACAAAUCAUCAAUGCGAGCCCAAUGAAAUUAAUAAUGAAAUAGCUCUAAAGCUACAUGAAUGCCGAGAAAAAGUUGUAUCCUCAAAUUUUUCACCAGUAACCAAAAUUUAUAAUGACCUUGUGACAGAAUUUAACGAUUCAGGCAUGAAUCUCUUAAAAGCGCUUCCAACAUUCGAAAAUAUUAAAACCACAUUGUAUUACGCAAGAAAUAAAGAAGCUGGUGUUUCAAAAAUACAAUGUAAACAGCCCGAAGAAGUAACAAUACCAUUGCAGUUUAAAGAUUUUGUUUUAGCGGAUUACUAUGACGAGUCUACCAAUAUCAGAAUAAUUGUUUUUGGUCACUCUGAAGUUCUGAAAAACAUAAAAAAUGUAAAUUUUUUUUUGAGUGAUGGGACUUUCCAGAGCUGUCCAAAACCAUUUGUCCAACUUUAUACCAUCCAUGGUGAUCUUGGGAGCGAUGAAGAACAUACGCGAAUAGUACCUAUUAUGUACGCAUUACUUGACAGAAAAAGCGAAGAAGCCUAUACAAUUCUUUUUCGGGUAAUAAAAGACCAUAUCCCAGAAUGGAAACCAGUGAAAUACAUGACAGAUUUUGAAAAGGCAGCAAUGAACGCAAUAACAACAGUCUUCCCCUCAGUCGAAGUAAAAGGGUGUUAUUUUCAUUUUACCCAUAAUGUAUGGAAGAAAGCCAAAUCGUUAAAUUUAACUAAACAAAAGCGACUUCGUAGACAUGUGGCACUCUCUGCUUUACUACCAUUGCUACCGCGACAAUUUAUCUCAGACGGUUGGUGCUAUAUAAUGGAAGACGGUCCUGAUUCAAAAGAAAUACAAGAAUUCAACGACUACAUGGUGACACAGUGGUUAGAAGACGAAGCUUUUGUAGACAUUUGGUGUGCUCAUAAUCAACGCCACCGCACAACCAACGCUGUCGAAGCAUGGCACAAAAAACUGAAUAGUUGUCUUCCGAGUCAUCCCAACUUGUACCAAGUUUUGAAAGUGUUAAAAGACGACGCAAAUUUACAAUGCAUCAAGAUUAAUCAGGUUAAUUUCGAUAUGCCAAAUUCAAAACGACGUUUACCCAAAGACGUUGCUGCAGACAAAUGGUAUGAACAUGUAACCAACCAACUUUUGGCAGAGCAAAUUACGGUUGGUCAUUGCUUGGAAAAAUUUAGAUUAUGAUUAGGUGCAGGUAGUACCUACUCUUAAUCUAAACUUAUCUGAACAUUUUCCAAUUUUUUAAUCACAUUUUAUUUUUCCGAUUUUUUUUUCUUGUU
Messenger RNA from Trichoplusia ni (cabbage looper), 4581 nucleotides. RefSeq lists its product as uncharacterized. NCBI's taxonomy places the organism in Eukaryota, Metazoa, Arthropoda, Insecta, Lepidoptera, Noctuidae. The transcript has 2 exons. Bases 3092 to 4486 code for a protein of 464 amino acids. The record is from RefSeq and is a predicted model, not a curated record.